Messenger RNA from Pundamilia nyererei, 5141 nucleotides. RefSeq names its product microtubule associated serine/threonine kinase 3a (gene mast3a). NCBI's taxonomy places the organism in Eukaryota, Metazoa, Chordata, Actinopteri, Cichliformes, Cichlidae. The record is from RefSeq and is a predicted model, not a curated record. The transcript is spliced from 28 exons. Bases 635 to 4819 code for a protein of 1394 amino acids. Gene Ontology annotation, molecular function: magnesium ion binding; protein serine/threonine kinase activity; protein binding. Gene Ontology annotation, biological process: intracellular signal transduction; peptidyl-serine phosphorylation.
ACUGUUAAAGCAUGAUUCCUCCAGGCACAAGCUGUUAUUUGGCAUGAUGGGUUUUUUUUUCCUUUUUUCACAAGCUCACGAGAAACAUCCUGCGUGGAUGGCAGCAUGCGGAAAUGAAUGGAGUGCGCGUGUUUCAUGGGAAUUUUGGUGGCAAUGAAGAAAGGUGUCUGUUUCACACCUGUGUUGAAUAUUCAUGAAUUGUUUUUUGUUUGUUUGUUUGUUUUGUUUUAUUUAUGGGGGUGGGAGGUGUCUUGGGUUCUUAGGGGUUAAAAAAGGCCAUUUAGCUACAGACAGUAAGGCGGUCAGCUUUUUGACAACUAGAUGACAGAACGUCGAUAAGAAGGUCAAAGCGCCAACCCCUCUCUUCAUUAAUAAGGUUAACACGCUGCAUCUCUUCCCGGUCGGGUGAUCAGCUGACUGGAGGACUGGUGGUGGCCACCUUUUGUGGUAGGUCCUGCAGCUCGCCCAGGGGAGGAGAAGGGGGAGGAGUAGGAGGAGGUGUUGAUGGUGGUGCAGUAGAAGCAGCAACAGCAGGAGGGAGGAGGAGUGUAUCCAACGCUCCCGGGGAGAGAACGGAGCGCAGGAAUGGGCUGACUGACCGGGGAUCCGCCGUGUGCUUUCGUUGUCUUCAGUGAUGGAUGAGCCGAAUAUCCUGAGACGCCGCGGUCUACAGAAAGAACUGAGUCUUCCUCGUAGGGGAAAUCUUUCCCGUAACAACAAGAGAAGGAGUUUGGCGGUCGGGACCCCAUCGCCCACGCUGUCACGACCGCUUUCACCUCUCCCACUCGCCACAGCUGGUAGCAGUCCUUCAGAAAGCCCCAGAAAUGUCUCUGCUAGCUCUUCUGCCAAUUUCCAGUUUGCCCGCAGUCAACUGGCCCGGACUGAAAGCAGGGCAGACGGGCGAAGGUGGUCGGUGGCAUCUGUUCCCUCCUCUGGAUACUGCACAAACGCACCAAGUUCAUCAGUAUCUUCCUCUUCUUCACAGGAGUUGUUGCACCAGUUGCCCUUUCAGCCCACGCAAGAGGAUCUUCACUUCCUCUUCAAACAUUUUCCGAGCCCAGAAAGUGUGGCAGAUGAAGAAGGAGCCCACCCCAUGCCCCCUGUCAGGGUCCGCUCACGCAGUCUCAGCCCUGGACGGACCUGUGGGGUGUUUGACAAUGAGAUUGUCAUGAUGAAUCACGUCUAUAAAGAACGUUUCCCUAAGGCGACGGCCCAGAUGGAGGGUCGGCUGCUCGACAUCAUUGCAGAGUGUUCCCCGGACACCGCUCUGCCCCUGGCUGAUGGUGUGCUUGGAUUCAUUCAGCACCAGCUGGUGGAGCUCGCCAGAGACUGUCUGGACAAGUCCCAGAAUGGCCUGGUGACCUCCAGGUACUUCAUGGAGCUGCAGGAGAAAUUGGAGAAGCUGUUGCAUGAGGCGUAUGAGCGCUCAGAGAGCGAGGAGGUGACCAUCAUCACCAAACUGGUCAAGAAGAUUCUCAUCAUCAUCUCCAGGCCUGCCAGGCUGUUGGAGUGUCUGGAGUUUGAUCCAGAGGAGUUUUACCAACGUUUGGAGGCUGCAGAGGGUCAAGCCAAAGUAGGACAAGGCAUCAAAACUGAUAUUCCCAGAUACAUAAUCAGCCAGCUGGGCCUUACCAGAGACCCCCUGGAAGAGAUGGUUCAUUUGGAGCAUACUAGCCCGAUUCACAGAUCAGCGAGCAGAGAGUCUGAUGACACUGGAGAGGCAACAUCUGCACAGAGCCGUGCAGCCUGCACCCCUCCUCGUAGGAAACCACUGGAAAGCGACUUUGAGACUAUAAAGCUCAUUAGCAACGGCGCCUAUGGGGCCGUAUUUCUGGUGCGCCACAAAGACACUCGUCAGCGUUUUGCUAUGAAGAAGAUCUACAGGCAGAAUCUGAUCCUUAGAAAUCAAAUCCAACAGGUGUUCGUAGAGCGAGACAUCCUCACCUUUGCUGAAAACCCAUUUGUGGUUUCCAUGUUCUGCUCUUUUGAGACACGGAGGCACCUGUGCAUGGUUAUGGAAUAUGUGGAAGGUGGAGAUUGUGCCAAUCUGUUGAAGAAUAUCGGUGGGCCUCUGCCUGUGGACAUGGCCAGGAUGUAUUUUGCUGAGACUGUCUUGGCUUUAGAGUACCUUCACAACUACGGCAUUGUACACAGAGACCUCAAACCUGACAAUUUGCUGAUCACCUCCAUGGGACAUAUUAAACUGACAGACUUUGGACUUUCAAAGAUUGGCCUAAUGAACAUGACAACCAACUUGUAUGAAGGACACAUUGAAAAGGAUACCAGAGAAUUCAUUGACAAGCAGGUGUGUGGUACUCCAGAAUAUAUCGCUCCAGAGGUGAUCCUGAGGCAGGGCUAUGGGAAGCCUGUGGACUGGUGGGCCAUGGGGAUCAUCCUUUAUGAGUUCCUAGUGGGCUGUGUGCCUUUCUUUGGAGACACACCAGAGCAGCUCUUUGGUCAAGUGGUUAAUGAUGAUAUUAUCUGGCCGGAUGGAGAGGAUGCCCUGCCAGCUGAUGCUCAGGACCUUAUCACCAGACUUUUGAGGCAGAACCCUCUGGAGCGCCUGGGAACAGGUGGGGCCACUGAGGUAAAGAUGCACAAUUUCUUCCUUGGCCUGGACUGGAAUGGUCUCCUGAGGCAGAAAGCUGAAUUCAUCCCACAGUUAGAGAGCGAGGAGGACACCAGCUACUUUGACACCCGAUCAGAGCGAUACUGUCAUCUGGGCUCAGAUGACGAUGAAACAAAUGAUGAUGAAUCAUCUCUGGAGCUACGACAGUUCUCCUCUGUAGCCCACCGCUUCAGCAAGGUGUACAGCAGCACAGAGCACCUGUCCACCUCCACUCCAUCCAACCUGAGCCUGUCGUCAUCAGACCGAAGCCACAGCGAGGAGAAGGAGGACCGAUGGGAGGGCAGGGGAGUCCUUUCCCCUGGUGACGGACACAAACAUUUGGCGAGUGCAGACAAGAGGGCAGAUGGACACAGGGGGAGUCUCCGUCCACGUGCGUCAUCCAGCUCCUCACAGUCGGAACGCAGCACCAGCCCACUGGUAAUGAACAACACCCAGAGCUUUGACAUCAUGCCUCGAGUUGCCAUCCCUGCUGAUGAGGAGGAUGGGAUGGUUUCCAACCUGCGCCGCAUCCGUCUCCGGAGCAACAGCACAGGUACGAGGCCAUCCUUCAGGAGGGGGGCAUCUCGACGCAUCGCACAUCAGUUAGAGACCCCAGAGAAACCCAGGUCCCCCUCUGGAAAAGUCCCCAAGUCUGCAUCAGUCUCUGGCCUUUCACUCAUCAUUACCCCAGAUGACUCAGGAGGUCCUCCUACGAGCCCCAAAUCUUCUUUGUCCUUAUCAUCCAACCCCUCGUCCAGAGACUCGUCUCCCAGCCGCGAUCUGUCCGUCAAUGUCAGCUGCCUCAGGCCUCCGGUGGUUAUCCACAGCUCUGGGAAAAGGUUUGGGUUUGCGCUGCGAGCCAUCAGAGUCUACAUGGGAGACAGUGACGUCUACACCGUUCAUCACAUGGUCUGGUGCGUUGAGGAGGGCAGUCCUGCACACGAGGCAGGAUUGAGGGCAGGUGACCUCAUCACUCACGUCAACGGAGAGUCAGUCCAGGGUCUCGUACACACUGAGGUGGUGGAGCUUUUGCUUAAGAGUGGCAACAAGGUGACCCUCCAAACCACUGCUCUGGAGAACACGUCUAUCAAGGUUGGACCUGCUAGAAAAGCGAGCUACAAAGCCAAGAUGGCCCGGCGGAGCAAAAAGAGCAAGAGGAAGGACGGACAAGACAGCAGACGACGCAGCAUCUUGAAGAAGCUGUCUAAGCAUACACCGCCUCCACCCAUGCAGAGCAGUCGUAGCUUCUCUUCGGGGUUCCACCAAUCCUCUAGUGACAGCCUCUCUGGCUCACCAACACAAAGCCUCUCUCCUGGGCCUUCAACACCUUGUCGCUCCCCAGCCCCUGACCACUCUGGAGAUUCAAGUUCUUCUCCUUGCUCCAGCUCACCAAACUCGCCCGUACCGCAGGCUCGUCCCAGUUCUCUUCACGUCUUGGGUCGCUACACAAAAGCUGGUCGUUGCAAGUCCACCAGCAGCAUCCCUCCUUCGCCUCUGGCCUGUAUCCCACCACCCCAAUCUCUUUCUCCUCAAUGCUCGCCAUCUAGUCUCCCAAGUCACCCCAAGUCCCUGCACAGUUUUCACGGCAAGACUUUGUCACCUCCUACAAUCGCUCGUCAUUCUGUGCGUCCUCGCAGCGCAGAACCGCCGCGCUCACCGCUGCUCAAGAGAGUUCAGUCAGCAGAGAAACUGACUGGUGACAAGAUGACUGGGGGUUACCACGGAGAUAGGAAGGCUUACAGCACCCGACGUCACACUAUGGAGGUGCCCUUGUCUGAGGGAGAGGGGCUGGAGGACCUAGAGGGAGACAAAGCUACAGGGUUUGUUUGCGUAGGCGAGCACGGCCGCCAGGGCCUACACAUUGGAGGGCAGAGAGGCCACCAGGACACAGCCAGCGGAGGCAGCGAUCACCACCGCUCUGCUGCCUUGCCACAACACCGCAGCACCAACAACCACUCAAAGGAGAUGGUGGUGAUGAGGAAGCUGGCUCUAUCAGAGCGCAGAGACUCCUUCAAGAAACAGGAGGCGGUCCAGGAAGUGAACUUUGACGACUUGGAGGAGGCGGCUCUAAGCCCCACGCUUCCUGUCACACAGUCAAAGGCGUUCAAGGCAUCCUGGAUCAACUCGUCACAGUCGGAACCCAGCGGCAAGCUGGGAUCACAGGGUACCACACCGCAGAAAACCAAGUCAAAAGACAAAGAAGGGCGUUAGUUGUUCAGUUCUAUUUUGCAGGGAUCACAGGUCACAGAAGAUGAGGCUUUGACCUGCUAUCGUACUUGCAUUUAAAGGCCUUGCAUGUGUCCAGAAAACUGUGACCAAGUCCCACAUCAUCACAGAAACAAAGAGUCUGCAUUUCUCAGUACCACACGCAUCCUCCUACACUGUUAACAGAUUAAUGACUGCCAAACGAAGUUUACUUCAGAGUUGCUCAAUUUCUCUCUCGGUUCUCAAAUCACUGUGGCGCCUCUAACGGAUGUAAUUGUAAAUAUUUGUUGUUUUUAAACGAAGAAACUUAUUUAUGACUUUUUAAUGA